AAAUGUGUCAAAAUGGCGAGAUCCAUUAAUAUUGUAGGUUAUCUUCUUACAAAAUAAAUUAUUGAAUAGUUUAUCAAAGAAACUAUCGUAAAACCAAAAUUGUUAUACGCUUAUUUUGGUAGGCCUAUAUUUUACUUAAAAUAAUUUAAGCAGAAAUUAUUAUGUAUAUAGAAUUAAGUAAUUGCCUACCGCAGCCUUGGCCUUUUAGCCUUCCUAAGUUAAGUAAGUUAGUUAGUUAAGAUAGUCUUAAUAUUAAGCCUAAUUAAAGCUUACAUACUAACUAGAGCUUAAACGUUACGACUGAGCCAUUGAUGUGAGGCUUUGGAUUAGAUUUAUCAAUGUCUAAAAUUGAGUGUGCUUUACUUUAUUUAUAUUAUAGGAAAGUAUAGGCCUACGAAUUUAUUGACUUUAAAUUAAAGUAAGUGUUAUAUUUAUAUAUUUUAAAGUUAUUUUAAAAUUUAAUUAGAUUAUUCUUUUAAUUAGUAGGUCCUUAUUUAUUGAUUGUAAAUUUAUUGGAUGGACUAACUGAUACCUAAACCUUAAGACUUAAGGUUAUUAAGAAGAUGAUUUUAACUUCUACUAAAAGUAAAACUAGAUUAUAUUUGUUCAAUUUUAUCAUAAUUAAAAAUAGAUUGAUAACAUGAUCCAUUAUAUUUGUUCAAUUUUAUCAUAAUUAAAAAUAGAUUGAUAACAUGAUCAUGGUGUUUGGACACAUUGUGAAAAAUAUCUCAUCUAAACCAGAGGUGGGGGGCAGGGAGGGACAGAAGUCCCCGGGCGCCAGGUAGUUAGGGGCCCCAAAAUGUGCUUUGAUAUUAUUUUAUCGAUGAAAAUAAUGGGCUUGAGAGUUGAAAAAAAGAAAAAGGGGCGCUUUAAAAUGGAUCUUGUCCCCGGGCGCGAAUCUUGUCCCCGGGCGCCAAACACCCUCGCUACGCCUCUGAUCUAAACUCCAUAUCAUCAUGCAUCUUGGCCAUGUGACAAGGAGGCAGGGUUGCAAACUCAAUGAAUAUUAAUAUUAAUAUUAACAUAAUAUUUACUUUUAUAUUUUAAAAUAAAUCUUCCAAAUUUUGCAGACACAGGCCUACAAAUUCUACAAUUUUUUUUAAAAUGGAUACAUUGUUUAAUAUAAAUUUGGUAAAUUCAUGAAAAAGAUGAUGUUAAAACAAUUAAAAUAGAUGUGGAAUAUGGCAAUGUCUAUCAAUUAUAAUAAUCCCUGUCAUUGCAAAAUCCUAUAUAUAAUAUAAUAUGUAUCGUUAGUUUAUUACAUGACAUUUUCAUCGCUGGUUGAUUUCACCUGCAUAUGACUAUGACCACACAAAUUUUAAUCAAACAAUGGGAAGAAAUCAUAAAUGUUGAUAAUUUCGUUUUCUUUUCUUUUGCUUCAAAACUAUUUAGGACAAGUUCUCAUUUUUUUUAAAGACAACCGUAAGUUCUUACAAACUUUUACAGAUAAGUUAUUUUUAAAAAAUUUUUUUUACAGCCUUUUGGAAAUGCUGUUAGUAGACCGACUAUAGGCCUAUAUCUGUUCCAAAUAAAAUCUUGAUUAUAUAUUUCAGGGUGAUCAGACCUUAAAAUGGUGGAUUUUCAGUCUCAUUAUCGAAUUCAUCCACUUGGAUUUACUGCUCAUCCGUCUCGAGUCGGUGUUAAAAAUUUAAGGACCUUGUAUCAUGAAGAAGGGAAAAAAGUGUUUAGAAGUCGUCAUUUCAGGCCAGGUAUACAAACAUGUUUAUUUAGCUAGUAAAAAUUUAAAAAAAAUUAAUCCAUUAUUAAUAAGUUUUAAUCCAUAAUUUUAAUGCAAAGGUGGGUUACAUUUUUGUGCUGAUGACGGCAAUGAAGUUUAAUUUUUUCAUGGGUCUCAAAAUAAUUUUGGAGACAUUAAAUUUAAAUAAUUUCUAAGAUAAAUUUUAAAUAAUUAUAGUGAGAUGAUAACUAACAGAUUAUAUCUGAUAACUAGUUAAUAGUUCAGUUUUUUAUUUUUUUUUCACAUGGAAAGGUUACUAAGACUUUAUAUAUGACAGUUAGUAUGCAGGGAGAUGGCUUGCAAGUCUUAUUUGUCUCUUUGUGCCUGGAAUGCUGGUGUAACAAGAGUUAGCACUGCUCAGGGCAGGCGUACAAUUAUCUUCCCCUGCUUCCAUGAAAAAUCUAUACAUUCAGUCGGAAAUGACGUCUUUCCAUAAUGGGCGGACCAGUUCUAAUUAGCAAUUCUAGCUUGGAUUAAUACAGAUAGUCAUUUGUUAGUUGGUCCCUUGCUUAGAAUAAUUGUGUAUUAUAUUCUUUAAACUAUGUCUGCAGAUAGUGUUUAAGAUGAUAUGAUGAUGAUACAAAAUUAAAGCAGAUUUUCUAAGCAAUAGUAUGGCUUAAUGAAAAUAGGCCUACUUGUUAGUAUUUAAUACUUGGAAAAUUAAUAUAACUUUUUUUUCUAGUCCAUGAUUGUAGGGCUGAUGUAAUGAAAAACCACUCAAGCAACCAAGAGUUUGAGGCUUGGAUUCUUAGUCAUGGCUUACAACAAACUUAUAAGGCUGUUGAUCAGCUGCAUUCUAAAACUGAAACAUCAAAACCAGAAUCCAGAGAGUAAGCUAAUUUAGAGGAAUGAUAUUGUUAAGACUUUUGUGUCAUUAAAAUAUUUUAUACUUACGUUAUUUUUAAAGAAGUUAAUCACACUUAAACUGCUAUAUUUUAAAAAAGUGAAUUACCAUUGGUAGCUUGAAGUUUUUAAAUCUUUUUUGUUUAUGUGCAGUUAUAAUGAAAAUAGAUUACAUUUUUAUCUACAGUCCAGGCAAGCUUAUAUCUCAGAUUGGGUCCCAGGGAAAGGCAGAUGGCGAGUUCAAUUACCCAAGAGGUAUCUGCACUACAAUGGAGUGUGACAUUUUGGUUGCAGAUUCAAUGAACCAUAGAAUUCAGCGCUUCAAUCAGUUCGGAAUUUUUGUAAAUCAAGUUGGUUGCCUUGGUAAAGGGGAAUUAAAAUUUAACGAACCUUGUGAUGUUAUUGAACUACCUAAUGGAGAUGUUGCUGUUGCUGACAGGAAGAACAAAUCUUUGCAGGUCUGUGGAAUACUAAUGAUUUCCUUUUUAAUCUGUGAUUAUAUCAUUUUAAAUAGAUUCUUAAAAGUAUGAUCUUGUAUCAUUUACUUUAGAUAUUUCUUUGAUUUGUUAUGCAACAUGAGUUGUGAGCCAUUCAUUUAAAUAUGUUUUAAAUGAGAUUCUUAUUAUGUUGAGAUAAAUCAUAUUAAAUUUUGAAAAUGGGAAAGUUUUGAGCAUUGUAUAAAUACUGGAAUAAUCCUUACCAGCUAUAGGUCAUAACUUACAUUACUAGCUUGACUGAUUUCUGUCUCAAACUCAAAUCUAGACAAAAUAAGAAUUUUAUGUUUGUAAGAUUCAAAAGUUUUUAGCAUCAUUGCACAAGAUAGUUAACUGAUUAGCUACCAGAUUAAAACAACCGCUGUGGCCGAAUUAAAUCUAGAUCACAUUUACUAAGAUACAAACAUUGGCGCUACAAGCAGCUUGUGGCCAUAACAAAACAAAUGCCCAGCCACUUCCACUGGCUCACGGUAGUUAACCAGUUAAGAGUUCAAUGAUUUUAUGAAAAUACUUAUGGGGAAAGGGUUUGAUCAAAUGAUGACUGACCAACAAAGGGUUUUAGGCUUACCAGAUUGAUGAUUAGAGAGAAAUGUUACGAAUAUAACAUCGACAUACACCAACUAUAUGUGGAUUACAAAACAGCAUAUGAUAGCGUAGACAGAAUUACUUAUACAACGAUCUACAAAGACUUGGAGUCCCUAACAAGCUUACGCGGCUCAUACAUAUAAUGAUGGCUAACUCCAAAAGUAGAAUCAAAGUGCAGGGAGAAUACUCAAGCGAGUUCCCAGUGAAUCAGGGCCUCAGUAUAGGAGACUCACUAUCAUGUAUCCUGUUUAACAUCAUGCUAGAGAAAGUUAUUAGAAGCAUACACGUGAGCAACAGUGGAACCAUAGCAAGCCACUUCCAGAGAGGUAUUACAGAACAACAACCAUCAAGAACCUUAUAUAGUCAGCCAUUGCAGUGUCUGGCACACGCAGACGAUAUAGCGCUCUUGGGUUGAAACAGUAACGACCAAUGUUCCCUCUAAGGUUUGUUGGUUCGUGUGCAAAAUCAUAAAGUUGUGUGCAAAGUUUUACAGCAUCAAUUUUUUUGUGUGCAAAAUUUUACAGCUCCCAAACACAAACACACUUACAUGGAAAUUUGCUGCGCGGAUACUCAAAGCUGCUGCGUGGCAUUUGUGAGAUAGCUGCACAGCUUAAAGGGAACAUUGGUAACGACAUAAUUAAAGCAUUCAGGGAACUUGAAAAUGCCUCAGUCAAGGCUGGUCUUGAUAUAAAUGAACCGAAGACAGAAUACAUGAUAAUGUCACGAAACGCCCACGCUGAUGAUAACAUCAAUAUAAACAACCAGAAAUUUGAGAGAGUGGCUACAUUCAAAUAUCUAGGGGCAACUAUAAACGAGCACAAUGAGAUAAUGUCGGAGGUGAAAGAAAGGAUAACAGCAGGCAACCGUUCCUAUUUCAGCCUACAAAAGCUACUGGGAAGCAAAAACCUCUCAAGGGGAACAAAAAAGACAAUAUACAAUACUAUCAUAAGACCAGUAGUAACUUAUGCUAGUGAGACUUGGACCCUUACCAAAAAAGCAGAGAACCUUCUCAAUACACGGGAGAGGAAAAUCCUCAGAAAAAUAUAGGGCCCAAUGAUGUAAAAUUAUAUCUGGAGAAUCUGUACAAACCAAGAGCUAUACCAAUUAUACAAAGACUCAUCCAUAGUCGCAACAAUAAAAAAAAGUCAGACUGCGUUGGGCAGGAAAUAUUGAAAGGAUGCUUGAAUGUAGAGCAGCAAAGGUGACAUAGAGGCAGAAACCUAGGGGCAGAAGACUCACUGGUCACCCAAGACUGAGAGGGAUCGACGAUGUGCAGAGUUAUUUACACCAGUUGGGGGUUUGCGCAUGGAGGCAGAAGGCCAUGGAUCGUUCCAAAUGGAAGGAUGUGGUGGAGCAGGCCAGGGCCCUACAUGGGCUCUAGCGCCACUGAUGAUGAUAUUGAUGAAUUGGAAAUGUAAAUAAAAAGGGCUUUCAAUGCAAGCAAGUUUCUCUCUUUUCAGUGCUUAUUGUGAUAAAGAGCAAAUAGGGUAUAUGGGGCGGGUCUAAAUAAAUAUGUAGGCCUAAAGAUGGAAGAAUGAUGAGAGUCCUUUUUCUGAAUCAAGGCAUUGCCAAUAUUCAAAGUGAUACUGACCAAAGCACUGAAAAAACUUGUUUGGAUGAUCUCAUUUCUACACAUGUAUACAUUCAAUAAGCCUAACAUGUUCUUGGACGCUAACACCAAAGUACACAAUAAGCCUAACAUGUUCUUGGACGCUAACACCAAAGUACACACUUAAUAAGACUAACAUGUUCUUGGACGCUAACACCAAAGUACACACUCAAUAAGCCUAACAUGUUCUUGGACGCUAACACCAAAGUACACAAUAAGCCUAACAUGUUUUUGGACGCUAACACCAAAGUACACACUUAAUAAGCCUUACAUGUUCUUGGACACUAUUAACAAAGUACACAAUAAGCCUAACAUGUUUUUGGGCACUAACACCCAAGUACACACUCAAUAAGCCUAACAUGUUCUUGGACACUAUUACCAAAGUACACAAUAAGCCUAACAUGUUCUUGGGCACUAACACCAAAGUACACACUCAAUAAGCCUAACAUGUUCUUGGACACUAUUACCAAAGUACACAAUAAGCCUAACAUGUUCUUGGGCACUAACACCAAAGUACACACUCAAUAAGCCUAACAUGUUCUUGGACACUAUUACCAAAGUACACAAUAAGCCUAACAUGUUUUUGGGCACUAACACCAAAGUACACACUCAAUAAGCCUAACAUGUUCUUGGACACUAUUACCAAAGUACACAAUAAGCCUAACAUGUUCUUGGGCACUAACACCAAAGUACACACUCAAUAAGCCUAACAUGUUCUUGGACACUAUUACCAAAGUACACAAUAAGCCUAACAUGUUCUUGGGCACUAACACCCAAGUACACACUCAAUAAGCCUUACAUGUUCUUGGACACUAUUACCAAAGUACACAACAAGCCUAACAUGUUCUUGGGCACUAACACCAAAGUACACACUCAAUAAGCCUAACAUGUUCUUGGACACUAUUACCAAAGUACACAAUAAGCCUAACAUGUUCUUGGGCACUACUACCAAAGUUAGAAUAAGACUAACAUUUUCCUGGGCAAUACUACCAUGUAUGAUCAUUAAAAAAACCUACAGUCAAUAAGAUAAUAACCAGGCAGUGUUUUUUGAAAAAAAUAUUACUAUUAUUAUGAGUCCAGUUGGCUGCUUCAUGUGUUGCAUAGAUCAAAGCCUCCAAUUUUAUAUUGAUUGUACAUUUCCUUUUUGUUUAUUUUUUUUAGUGUUUCUGAGCUAAAAGAUGUCAAGUUUAUCAUCAAAUUUUAUUCCAUUCAUUUGCUAUAUCCAAUAUAUAUUUAUACAAAGAAUCAUAUUUGAGCUUAAUGAUUAGACUAUCUACAUGCAUAGGAGCCAAAAUGAUCAAUAAAUUGAUCGUGGGCCCUUAAGAUAUAGAAGAAGAAGAAGAAGAAGACUUAUUGAUUUUUGCACCAUGGAGUGCAUAAUUCUACACCUUGUAUAUGAACCCAAUAUUAUAUAAUAACCAAUGUUCCCUUUAAGCUGCAACAAUCUCACAGAUGCAGUGCAGCAGUUUUGAGUACAACCAGCAAAUUUCCAUGCAAGUGAGUGGGCUGUACAAUUUUGCACACAACUGUAUGAUUUUGCACACGAACCAACAAACCUUAGAGGGAACAUUGAUAAUAACAAUGAUUUUACAUCAUGAUUAUUAUUAUGGCUAAAAUUUAUAUAAUAUGAUUUUAUUACAGGAGGAUUCACAUAUGGUGUACACCACCAAUAAACUCUAGCGUGAUACAAAAUGAUAUUGCUCAUUGCAGGUGUUGUCUGAAGAUUUCGUCUUUAAAUAUUUUAUACCACUGCAUGAGGAGCCCCUCAGCUUGGGAUGUGACAGAGAAUCUUACAUUGCAAUAGCAACAACAACUAAAAAGGUCAUCAUGUUUGACUCUUAUGAAAGAGAGAUCAGGUCCAGUUUUCCUGUAGGUUCUAAGAAAAAGUCAAAAAGUGGUGGUGUACAUGUUACAAUGUCAUAUGACUCUACAGUAAGUUUGUUACAUGUCUUAGAAAAUAUAAUCCAUUAUUUCUAAAUAAAAGAAUUUGAAUGAAUAUUUAAGUAAAUCUCACAGAUUUGUUGGCAGCACAGUGGAAAUAUUUAGCUUCCUUAUUAAGAACAAAAGGAACUUCAUUUAGGAAAUUGUUCAGUUUUUUUAUAUUGAAAAUGAUAUCUAUUAUUCCAAUAAAUUUCAUGUGUUGAUUUGCAAAUUAUUUAAUAGCUGUAUAGAAGUACCAUAAUUUUGAUGAAAAUUGACAAAAUAACUAAAUAUUAAUUACCUAUUGUGUCACAGGCACAAUAUUUUUUUGUUGUGUAGUGACAACACGCUUUUAUGCUGUCUAGUUGUGCUCCAUGUUGUUUUCAUGCAAUAUACCUUGAACUAACCUUGAUGGUUGCCUCUGCUUAUUUAAUUAUCUUCCUUUUGAAGUAACUUAGUAAUCUGAUAUUUUCAACAAAUUUAUUAUCUCAAAAUCCUGGCUUUUGUAGAAGAUUAAAAAAUAAUUUAUGAUAAUUUUAUAUAAUAAACAAAUUGAGGACAAUGUGAUAUACCAUAAGCUUCAAUCAUUGAUAUAUUAUGUAAUAAAUAUUUGUUAAUCUUUAUCUCAGAUCAUAGUAAGUGAUGUUGAAGAUGGCUUCAUUUACAAGUAUUCACCUAAGGGAGAUUGUUUAGGAUAUUUCAAGCCAGACAGUCAGACCCAGGGGUUAGCUGUGGCAGCAGGGAACAUCUGUUUAACUCCACUUGGGCAAAUCCUUCUUGUUGACACACUUAACCAUACUGUUAAUUUGUACACAGAUUCUGGGACAUUCUUGCAACAAGUAAGUUAAUUUUUUAAUAAAGACAAAAUUAGUACCAGCAUUCAUGUUAUUGCUCUAAAGCUAUCAGCAAUAGUUCCAUUUAAAAAUGCUCCUCAAUUAAAAUGUUAAAGCUAAACUUCGCUUAAGCCUAGAUGGGCCAACAAUGGAAGAUCACAGUGGCUCUUUGUACUGAUAUUGUCUUAAGUGUUCACAGAUAAUAUAAUUUUAUGUAAAAUUUGGUCUUAAGAAUUAUCAUGUUGCCUGUAAACAAAUCUUUGUGGCCCUUAGAUCUAAGAGGAAUCAUUCCUCCUUUAACAUUAUUUGUCCUUUAACAUAUUUUGUCUGUUUUAUUAAUACUAAAAUUUGGCUAAAUUCAUUUGCAACAGGUCCUCAAACCAACAGAUGAUGUUGGCAACAUUUACUCUUUAGCGCUAGGAUUAGAAGGCCAUUUAGUAGUUGCUGAGUUUAGUGUAGUAGGAGAUCACUGUCUGAAAAUAUUUCGCUAUGGUCAGUGCAAGUGUCAUGAUGGAAAAACAAACAGCAGUAAAAGAAAGGAUACAGCACAAGCAUUGAAACAGGCCUUGUAGUUAAUAUAGCAGCAUCACCCCUUGUUGAUAAUAUAGCAGCAUCACCCCUUGUUGAUAAUAUAGCAGCAUCACCCCUUGUAGUUAAUAUAGCAGCAUCCAAGUAUUGAAAUUAAGUUGACUAUAUAAAAUAUUGAAAUAUUGUGUGUUGUUCAGGAAUUUUUUUCUUUUCAUUUUUUAAAGAAGAAAAUCUCUUCAAUAUUUGUAACAUCUACAACCAACUAAAAAUACAAUAACCCAUGUAUUUCUAAAUAAUAUAUUUAUUUAUUUGUACAGAUUCAUGUUUUUUUUCCAAAAUAACAAUGAUUAUGUGAUGCAAUUGUAACAUAUUUGAUGGCAGUUAAGUUGGCUAAAAACUGUACACAGAUGACAACAGUUGUAAUAGCUAAGGUAAUUAUAAUCAGAUCUAUUGAAAACAAAAAUUAAUAACAUUUUCAAAACAUAAUUUGGUGAACAUGCUUCAAAAUUUGUAUACGCCGGAUAUAAGAAUGCAAAUUAUUAUUUUUAAAAAUAUGUAUGCAUUAUAAAUAUAUGUGGGCUUCAACAUUUGGUUUUAAAUUAUUUAUUGUAUAUUUGAACCUGAAUUAUCAGAAUUUCAAACAGUCUUACUUUUUCUUAUUGUAUUUUUUGGAAGCUUUCCUUUAAAACUUUUUUUAAAAUGCCCCCUUUUUUAACCUCAUAUAAAUAUAAUAUAGUAUAAAAAAGUUAAUGACAUUGAAACUAGAGUAGACUAAACUAAUACAUUGUUAUAUUAUAAUCAGCAAUGACACACAUUUAGUUACAUGCCAAUAUAUUAAAAGUUUUACUGAAACAAAAAUUAAUUCAAAUUUAGAAGUGACAAAAAUUGACAUACAAAAUUACAACUGUUACAUUAAAAAAGAGAACAAAUUAACAAAAAUGUUUUAUGAUGUUUACAAGCAUGUAUAAUCCCAUAUAUAUAUAUAUAUAAACAAGAUCUGCUAGAUAAGAGAACAAGGUAAAAUGUUGAAGACAGAACAGAUCUGAAAUCACACAAAUCUGCAAUGAAAAGAAUUAAUUUUAUUUUUACAAACAAUAGAACAACAUUGUAAUUGUGCAAGAACUGAGAGUGAAGAAUUACAUACAGCAGACAAGACACCUCAGCAGCUAAUAAUAAAUGCUUUAGGCUUAUUGAACAUUAAUUAUGAUAUUUACAAGACUUGAGACAAGAAAGUACAGAACAUAGUCAAUGAUUUUUUUUCAACACUCUAUACAAGUCAAAAGAUCACAUCCUGUAGUGGAAUAUUUUAACAGAAACUUUUAAAAAAAAGCUUACAUCACUACAAAUUCUUGAACUUAGUAAUUUAAACACUAAACUCAAAGAUGUAAAAAUGAAUUCCAGAUACCAACUGUUACAACAAAUAAUUGCACAAAGAGUGUAAGGAAAAUGUCCAGAUAACAUGUUCUCACUCUAUCUGUAAAAUGAAAUUAUAUUUUUAAUAAAGUAGGAUGUUUAACAAAUUAAUUAAUUUUACAUACAACUUGAUUAGAUUACCUCAAUAUUAACCAAAAUAGUAAGGCAUAUUAUGAAAAUAGACAUGGGAUUUUAAAAAAAAAUUUAAUAUUCAUUUGGGAAAGAAUUUUGUUCAUUAUACAAACAUCAAUAGACUUUAUAAAACAUCUCCUAAACAUCUCAAAAAUCUUGAAAAGGUUUAUCAAACAUUUGGAUUAAUUUGCUUUGCCUUGAAAGUGUCAAAGUUUAGCCUUUAAGUAUUUACACUUGUAAUAUUUUAAGGAAACUAAAAUGCCCCUCAUAUAGUAAUGCUUUGUAUGAAGAAAGUUUUCUUUUAUGUUCACAACAUAUAAUUUUUUAAAAAGACAUCUUUGGUCAUCCAUAUAAAUGGUUAUUUACAGUGAAAAUUGUGCUUUCAAAUGUUCUAUAACUUAUAUUGAAUAAUUAAGGCUAGUAUAUAAAAGAUCAAAUCAAAGCAGUGUUUACAGUACUUAAAGAAAAUCAAGUGUUGUUAGCCAUUUAAAAAAUAUCGAUUUCAGACUCUCCUAAAAACAUUAUACUAAUCAACCAACAGUAAUAAGAAUUUAAUAAAAUUAAAAACUAAGAUCAAGGUAGAUAGGCAUAUUCAAGGUUCUUUUCAAUUUUGUAGAUUAUGAUGUCUGAUGAUUAUUUAUUACGAAAUGAAUGAAAAUCAUACAAAUCUAGCACCUUUUAAAUAAGAAAUACUAACAAAUAAUAUACGAAUUUAAUUUUUGAAAUAUUUGAAAAUAAAAUAAAUAGAAUAUCUACAAAAGAAUUUAGUGGGGAAAAAGAAGUUAAUAAACUUGGUGAAAUGGCCACUAAAGGCAGCACAACAUUGAAUUAUAUUGCACAGUUAAUAAAUACUUGUUUGAGCAUUUAACAUAAAGUCAAUUAUGAUAUGCAGUAAACAUGGUUUGUUGUGUGAAUGGCAAUUAUAAAACACAAUAUAGUUAUUCUUAUUAUGCUUUUACAUUUAAAGUCACAUCAAAUUGUAUUAUGAGAUAACAUAUUUAUCUUUAAAGAAUAAACUUCAUAAUUAUGAAUAAGUAUUAAGUAGAUAGUUCUCCUAUUGAGCCCUAAAAGAUCUAGGUUAAAAUAUGUAAAGUAUCAUUAAUCCCUGCUGUAAAUUUUGUGUAUUUAUGACCAGGCACUAAACUCAUAAAAAAAUUUUUUUUCUAUUCUCCAAGCAUGGCUAUUAAGGUAAAACUCAUAAGGACUAAAUGAACAAAACAGAUCAUUGAUUAAAUUUUCUCAGAAUCCAACCGACAAAAACUGACAGUUGCAUUCAAAUCAUUCAUUCCAUCUUCUCUUCAGAACUGCAAAUAUUUGUUCAGAGUUUGUUGGAGGUUGUCAGACCUUGAGAGAUCCAUCUUGGCCAGAUUACGACGGAACAAUAUUGGACAAUCCAGGGAGACACAACUUUGUUCACCUUCUUGUAUCCCUUGGCAAGUGUGACAGACCUGAAGAAGCGAUAUUCUGUCAUAAAAUUAUUCUGCAACUUUAAAAGAAAAUUUAAGCCAUUCUGCAUAGCUUAAGCAUAUUAUUAUUUUUAUUAAUUCUCCAUAUUAUCUUAAAUAAUCUUCAUCUAAUUUUAUCUUAAAGUAACAUUUUCCCCAUUAACCUUAUAAAUGAAUAAAAUGUAAAAAUUAACCUGAGUCAGUUUGUUAUACGUCCUAUCCCAGUCAUGAAUCUUGGCAGUCAGUGUCCAUACAACAAGCUGUGGAUCUCUUCUACAGUUGUCACAAAUGGACUUUUUUGUCUGGAUUUCACAAACAGGACAAUUUGUAGUAGCAAAAAACUGAGAUAUGGUACCCUGUUGAAAGUAAAACAAUAUGAGGUGAAAACAAUGACGGCAACAGAUAUAUAAUUUCUAUAAUCUAGCAAAUCAUUAAAGUGUGCAUCAAUUUUCCAACUAUACAUUUAAAAAAAUUGACAGUUACAAAUUAUAUGCAUGAACUUUAUAAAAAUAAUGCUGCAUCAGCAGUUUUUUAGAAAUUAAAAAAAAAAUAUAUAUAUUUUUUUCUUCUUUAAAGCAUGAUUCCCAAAUGUUUAUAGCUAUUGGUUUUGUCAUUUAUUUCAUGCUGUUGUAUUGCAUUGUUAGCUGGUGAUAAGUGCACCUCAUUAAGGAUGUUGCUCUACACCUGGGUAUGUUUGAGCUUGGCACAUUUUCAAUUUUAUUGUUCAUAUCAUUAUUACCUACUGUAAUUUAUUUUUAUUAGCCUUUUAAUUUUACAUUCAUGAUUAAAGUUCAAAGCAUAAGUGAAUGGUACACACUGGCAAAUUUGUUUAACUUGAUAGUCCACUUUUUGUAGAUAAUAUUGUAAUUAUGAAAUAAAAU
Lymnaea stagnalis (great pond snail) is the source of this 12421-nucleotide messenger RNA. NCBI's taxonomy places the organism in Eukaryota, Metazoa, Mollusca, Gastropoda, Lymnaeidae. The record is from the annotation of a GenBank genome assembly.